Truncatella angustata is the source of this 1237-nucleotide messenger RNA. RefSeq names its product mitochondrial carrier domain-containing protein. The coding region runs from base 257 to 1138 and encodes 293 amino acids. Lineage: Eukaryota; Fungi; Ascomycota; Sordariomycetes; Amphisphaeriales; Sporocadaceae. Gene Ontology annotation, biological process: mitochondrial citrate transmembrane transport. The transcript has 3 exons. The record is from RefSeq and is a predicted model, not a curated record.
GGCCGUUCGCUUCAAUUCCCAAGAGGUCUCGUCUCGCCUCUUGGUUCAACUGAAAUGCAGAGUAAAGAUAUCCUACAAUUCCGUGUAUUUGUGAUCUCAUGCGCGGCGCCCUAGCAUCCUACCAUUAUAUCUACCAUAUACUUUGUUUAUUUGUAUUUUUCCCUAUGCACGUCCUGUACUAGACUAUAGACUCAAUAUCUUUCGUUAGAUUCUGUAUCGUUCUUUGGUUUUUGAUUGAUUGGACAUUCUAGACAAAAUGGUGGCCGAUGGGAAGUCGUCACCGCUCAUCUCCCUGUUGGGCGGUGGCAUUGCUGGCGGAGUUGAGGCUUUUUGUACAUAUCCUUUUGAAUUCGCCAAGACACGUGUUCAGCUAUAUGGUCAUACCAAAGGGAGCAGGAAUCCAUUCAGGAUCGUUGGGCAAGUUGUCAAAGAGGAGGGUGCUGCGGCCUUGUACAAGGGUUGUACGACUAUGAUUGUGGGGUCAAUAGGCAAGGACGCCAUUCGAUUUGUUGCAUUUGACAGCAUACGGAAGAUCUUCGAGGACCCAGAGACUCACACCCUGGGUCCGGCACAGUCUAUAGCCGCUGGCAUGGUAGCUGGAGUAGUAUCCUCUACCCUUAUUGUGACGCCUACAGAGCGCAUCAAGACCGCGCUAAUAGAUGAUGCCAAGACCCAGCUGCGCUUUCGCUCGCCCCUGGACUGCGUGAGAACAUUAUCUGCAGAGCAAGGCCUUCGACGCGCCCUUUAUGCUGGGUAUGUCACCACGACUCUGAAGCAGAUCGGUACUACAGGAUUCCGGUUGGGAUCUUACUCAAUUAUCAAGGAUUGGGAGAAGACCAAGGGGGUCAAUGUCGAUUCCCCGGUAACGACGUUUGCCAAUGGAGCAGUUGCCGGCACUGUUACAACGCUGGCGACGCAACCAUUCGAUACGGUAAAAACGAAGGCCCAGCAGGCCAGGCACGUAGGCACUAUGGAUGCUGUCAGGACCAUACUCAAGGAAGAUGGUUUCCUCAAGGGUUUUUGGCGGGGAACGGUGAUGCGAUUGGGAAGAACUGUCAUGGCCGGCGGCAUUCUGUUCACAGCAAACGAGCAAGCGGUCAAAAUGUUGAGGGUAGUGAUACCGCGACAAUACCAAUGAUUUUUGUUUCCAAGCUGCAAAUACUUGGGUUUGAAGUGCUAUUGAGAACCAACUUGUGAAAUUUAGAGCUGCACAACUAGCCACAUAGGGUUGGAAGAG